AAUGCCUUCAUUGCUUUAACUGAGCAUGCGCAGUGACCUUCGAUGUGUUGAGUGGGGGUUUACAAGUAUUUGAAAACUUACACAAUUAACCUUAAAAACAUGUGAAAAUUGGGUUAAUAUGGACAAACAUCAUACCUGCAGGAUGCAGCAGAUAUGAAGGAAAUGGUUGGUGGCUGCUGUGUUUGCUCGGAUGAACGGGGUUGGGCGGAGAACCCCCUUGUCUACUGUGAUGGUCAUGGGUGCAAUGUGGCUGUUCACCAAGCUUGUUAUGGAAUAGUGACGGUGCCGACUGGGCCUUGGUUUUGCAGAAAGUGUGAAUCACAAGAACGUGCUGCGAGAGUGAAGUGUGAACUCUGUCCUUCUAAGGAAGGUGCUUUAAAGCGAACGGACAACGGAGGGUGGGCUCACGUUGUCUGCGCCUUAUAUAUACCUGAAGUACGCUUUGGGAAUGUGACGACAAUGGAACCAAUAAUUCUGUCAUUGGUGCCACAUGAGAGAUUCAAUAAGGUUUGCUACAUUUGUGAAGAACAAGGCAAAGAGAGUAGAGCCACUCAGGGAGCAUGCAUGCAAUGUAACAAGAGUGGUUGCCGGCAGUUCUUUCACGUAACAUGUGCUCAAGCUGGAGGGCUUCUCUGUGAGGAGGCUGGUCAUUUCUUGGACAAUGUGAAAUACUGUGGCUACUGUCAAUACCACUAUCAAAAACUGCAAAAGAAGGACAACAUCAAGACAAUCCCAGCAUUUAAACCAGUGCCAUCAGAGGAUGCCUCUCCUGAAUCCUCCCCAGAGAAGAAAAUUGAUGUUAAAGAUAUUAAGAAGGAGAAAAAAAUAAAAGAGAAAAAGCCAUCAGUGACAUCUGAAACGGUGUCUGUGACGAACUACACACCAGCACUGAAAGCCAGCGAUAGGCUGCACGAAAAAGACGAGUCGAGUUCAAGUUCUGCAGCUGGUACACCAAAAUUCACAACAGCAAACUUCAUCGAGACCAUAAUCACACCAAGUAGUGCCAACUUUACUGAAGGUUUACUCGAGAAAGAGAAAGCGAAAGGGAAAAGCUCGAGCAGGAAAUCAAGUGUUGCAGGAACACCACCACCUGUUAUUAAAUGUGAAGUUAAAGAGUCGUGUUCUAUGAUGGCAGAACCUUUGAAUACAUUAUUGGCAGACAGUGGGAACAUGUUGCCGAGAACUAAUAUAGCAGCAGCACACGACACAGAAAGUCAAAAACCAGGUGAAUUUUCACCUCACUUAGGCAAAGAUAUAGGAAAUGUGACGAUUUCAUCCACAACAUCUGCGGACGUAAACAAAUCUACUGCACCCACAUUUUCACCUAGCUUGUCAGGUAAUGGUGAGCAGUCUGGUUCGACACACCCCUUGACACAUGGUGUCAAGCGGCAGAAGUCCCAGAGUGGUGAGAAAAGAAAGCAGAAGGUGAAGAUAGCAAGCGAAAAGAAAGGAAAGCUGCCUACUGGGACUAAGAUGAUGAAGGACCUUUUAUCAAUGAGGCCGCUGUCCCCAACAAAUUCUUGCAGCACAGCCAUAAACAAUCAUUCCCAUGCAGCGUCUUCACCGGACAUCACGAAAAAUUUAGAGAAUGGGCCAGUACAGUCAGCAAUGUCUUCCUCACAGUCCUCGAUGCUGAUAGGGCCACAAUUGCCUAACUUGUCCUCGUCCCAGAACUCUCAGGCUGCAGCUCACGUCUCAUUCCCCACAACAAUGGAGCAAUUGUUAGAGAGGCAGUGGACUCAAGGAUCUCAGUUCCUCAUGGAGCAAUCGCAGCAUUUUGACAUUGCAUCUCUCUUGUCAUGCCUGCAUCAGCUACGAGCAGAAAAUCACCGGUUAGAGGAGCUAGUUAGCAGCCUAUCGGCGAGACGGGACCACCUGCUGGCCGUCAAUGCACGCCUAGCCGUGCCCAAUAACAGCCAGGCGUCGUCCACUAUGUCUGAACCACGCAACACCCGUAUUAACAACACUUUUGUGCCACGUGGCGACAGCAACAUACAGGAUGGUCUUCAUGCACGCAGCCAAGCACGCAGCCCAAUCCAGCACAGUCUUGCAGGCUCUCACAACCAUAUCCCUGUGAGCCCACCGGUUGCAGGACAUGCAGCGCCACCUGCUGCUGAACUGCCAAGUUUGCCAACUUUGCAGGGUCAAAGCAGCAGGGGUACUCUCAAUUUGGCUGGCUAUCCUAUUAUUCCCGCCUCUCAGGGUCAAACUACAGAGGCUAUCCGAGCGCUGCUUCUUCAACAGCAGCAGCUCCAAUCGAUGCACCAACAGAUGGCUCAACUCACACCGGAGCAAUACCAGCAGAUGAUGUAUCAGAUGCAACAGCAUCCUCUAGCAGCACAGUUUGCAGGGAUGGCAGGCAGUUUAAACCGGCAGUCCAGUGUAAGUGGAAAGAACUCUUCAGGGCGCUCCUCUGUUAGCAAUCGGACACCGCCUGAUGAGAAGGGCAAGAAGAGCUGAUCAACACCUACAUGCCAUCUUGACUGAGGUCACCUAAUGGUAGUCUCAUGCAUAGAUGUGGAGAAUGCUUACUUAAAAGUGUUUAGCAAAGGUGAGAGGGAAUGAUCGGCUUUAUGUGGUUUCACUUGGUGAAUUCUCUUUGCCAAGGUACCAGAAUGUGUAAUGUAAAUACUACAUAAUACUGUGUCCAGUCUCCGGCAACAAUACCCACUGCCAAACGUUUUUGUAAUACUGUAUGAUCUGGAAAAUAUAUUAGAUGUCGAAAUGUCAUUAUAAUCACAUGAGUAUUUAAAAAAACAUGUCACUAUUAUAUUAACUAGUAUGUCAUGAAAAGUUUUAUUUCCGUCUAUGUUAUUGUAACAAAUAUCGUUGUGGUACCAAAUGAUAGUAUACCGGGUAGGUAAUAUAAAAUGUUUUUUUAAGAAUGACAACACCUAUAACAUUCCGAUCAUAUAGACAAUCUUAUCCAUAGAAAUAUUUUUAUGAUAAUUAGCCAUCAACGUGCAAGGGGCAUUGAUUGUUCACUGACACAGAACUGUGCACAUGCCAUAUAAUGACCUGCGUACCUGACUAUAGUUGCUAGACAUAAAUGGUGAAAAUUUCAAUUGUGUGAAGAUUAAUUAUAUAUGUUUCGAACAGAAUAAGCAUCUUAUGUCAUGUCAUGCCCAAUAUUCAAUUAUUUGAUGGUGUGAAAGUAUUCAGUUGUUAGUUUGUGGUAAAGCACUGAAGUAAAGAAAUUUCGUUCAUGCUGUUUAUUUCUUUGCAUGUGAUGUCAAUUCAGUAACUAAGUCAAUUAAAAAAACAACAUGAUAGUGGCUCAAAGACAAGGAAAUUAAUACACUCGUGCAUGUAUACGGUGAAUAAAUGUACAACAGACCUGCCUUCCCCUCCGUGACCUCUGAUGUUCCAAUAUCGUGAGCUCUGAGGUAGGAGUUGUGUAUAUUUUACCCACCCGGCCUAUCGACCUAGUGGAGGACACCGACCAGAUGGGCAGGGACAUACCGCUCCCCGUUACAUGCAGGGUUGGGGGCAUGAGGGUUCGACUAUUAAGUGAGUAAUAGCCUUCACGCCCGCAACGCGAUGGGACCACAGACUAACGGAUCUGAUGCGGAGUCUGUAAUGCGACCGGCACGCUAUGUAACCGACAUGUGCAUAAUGCACAACACCGAAGUUUUACGUAUACACGACAGGGAGUUUAUUACGUACGGGACAGUCACUGCGCGCCACGUUCUUCAUCGCACGUCAAUUCCUGAUCAGCCGCUUCGUGUGCACGGUCAGUCGGUCACCGUGCAUCAGCCGGCUAGGUGAGCAUGUAAACAACGAUAGCAGGUUGCUGAAAGAUCGCACAUCGUGCACACCAGCAAUACAUUCGGGGCCACCCAACCUACUAGGCCUACAUACGCUGGCCUACGGUUGACGCUAGGUGGGGAAAAUCUACCGGCCACCGGCCUGUUGCUCUCGCUUACUGCACACACCAACCAUGGCGAGGUGAAGUAUCAUAGGGACUCGCCAGCUGUCAGCCUCACCCCAGGUGCCUGGGAACUGCAAACACGGCAAUCACCGGUGAUAAAGCCGGGGACAGCAUCACUGCUACGGGAUGCUACCCUGUCUAUCUGUAGAGCUGUGUCUUAGCGCUCAGCUUCCUACUAUACCACUACAUUUGGAAAGCAGCUAAUUCCGUUCACAACAGCUCGACACUCACUGUAAUUAUUUAUGUAAAAGAAUCUGACAUCGAUUAUGACGACGUGCAGUUCAUGUCAAAGAGGUUGACAAAUUAGUUAUCAUGUGCUAUCAAAUAAGUUUAUGGUGUGCUUCAUGACAUAAGUCAGAUCAUGUCAUAUUGAUCUUACAUUCAUAUGAUAGCAAAUUUCUUUAGGCGUAGAUAUCAAUAAUAAAAGAAUGUAACCCCACGUUCGUUUCAAAUGGGGUAUAUGAAUUACAAUUUAUAUUACCGUGUACUUGUAUAAUUCAUGAAGUAAUGAAAUUUAAUGAUUCAAUUGAGUUUCAAUUGUAAUUGAUUCAAUUCAUUGCCAGUUAAAUGAUUCACUCGUCUUUGUUUACGUUUUGUGAUUUCUUGCUGUAAUUCAUAUCAUAUUUCGUGACGUUUGUGACUUAUUUAUAUACGUUCAGUAUGGUGAAAUUGUAUUUGCCAAUUAAUUGUAUUUUCUACAUGACUGUCCUGUAGGCAUACUGUUUCUUAUCUUAAUGCCCUUUUCUCCGUAGAAGUAAGUUGCAAUGCGAAGAAUGUGGAAUGUUAUGGGCUACUUCCCUGAUUCUGAAGUGAUGCGUCGAUCGUCGUGUUUCAUAAUAGCAUACCCGUUCAUUGAAUAGUAGAUCUAAAUGUAGCAAGGAAUCUAUUUACACAAUGUAAAUAAAGACUAUUACUAAAUGG
Messenger RNA from Priapulus caudatus, 4852 nucleotides. RefSeq names its product protein AF-10-like. The record is from RefSeq and is a predicted model, not a curated record. The transcript is spliced from 17 exons. NCBI's taxonomy places the organism in Eukaryota, Metazoa, Priapulida, Priapulimorpha, Priapulimorphida, Priapulidae. Gene Ontology annotation, cellular component: nucleus. Gene Ontology annotation, biological process: regulation of transcription by RNA polymerase II. The coding region runs from base 154 to 2460 and encodes 768 amino acids. Gene Ontology annotation, molecular function: nucleosome binding; histone binding.